This is a messenger RNA of Neurospora hispaniola, 685 nucleotides long. RefSeq lists its product as uncharacterized. The record is from RefSeq and is a predicted model, not a curated record. The transcript has 6 exons. NCBI's taxonomy places the organism in Eukaryota, Fungi, Ascomycota, Sordariomycetes, Sordariales, Sordariaceae. Bases 83 to 376 code for a protein of 97 amino acids.
AGAAGGGAUUGACGUGUUCCCGUCGGGUCCGGGUGUUGCUAUUUGUUUCUUUGACGGAAACGACGACGUGUGGAAAAAAAAAAUGCUCUUGAGACACCAGAACUCUUUCCAAGGAAUCCUGAAUACAAUUGUUACGCUGAAUGCUGAUAAAUACCGGGCGCAACUGUCCGAUGCCUCAAAUAGCACAGCUCUCGGUUUGCACAACGUCGAGGGCGAUCCCCGACCGUUCGCGGCGAAGCUUCAGGGCGCUACGGGCCACGAGCAAGUGUCAAGCGGACCGGACGGUCAGUUUAAGGCACUCGCCCUCACUCACACGACCAUGAAGUUAAACUCACCGUCACAAGAUGACAAGACCAAAAGCGUUGCCAUGGCUUGACAGAGGGUGCCCUUCGCUGGCACUAUCCAAAGCUGAUAUCUGCUUCUUCAACCUUUCGGCUCGUAAACGAAUCAUCCUUCGCAAUUUCCAAAUUCGCUCCCGGAUCGCGAAUGACAACGCCUUCUUGCUAAAGCGGCACGGUACGGCAGAGUAGCCGAUCCUGUUGGUCAGAACACCCCCCAGAACGGCCCGAAAAGAAGACAGAAUAGGGAAAACAUCCGGCCAUCGACCUCCAGUCCUCUGCACCGCGUACCCAAUAGUGCCACACACGACCACGACAUGGGGAAAUAAAAAGGAUGCAAAAGGGGA